Molecule: messenger RNA, 501 nt
Organism: Oryctolagus cuniculus (rabbit)
Lineage: Eukaryota; Metazoa; Chordata; Mammalia; Lagomorpha; Leporidae
Product: oocyte-secreted protein 4A
Source: RefSeq, a predicted model, not a curated record
GGGCUGCGAUCUGAAGAAAUAAUGAAGGUUUCUGGCGUGCUAGGAGGGCUCCUCAUGCUUUUUGUGUCUGUUCGUGGUUCUGCGGAAUUGUCUGUAACCUGUACUGCAUCUUGGCUCCAUGUUAGAAUUAGACGAACGCCUAUAAUACAUGAUCUACAACCUCAGCACAAUGAAUUGUAUCUAGGCAGUGGCUGCCCCAUAAAUAUCAUUGAGACAGACUUCUUUGAGUUCCUUUAUCUCCUAAGUUUAUGUGACAUCAAAGUGAACGAAUACCCAUUAGCUAUUCUCAUUGAAAGUUCAAUCACAUAUGAGCCGAUGAAUUUAGAUUUUACUGGCCACAUCCCAAUAUCGUGUUAUAUUCAAAGAGUGUUUCCAAUGACCUUGGUGAUGAAAAGGAGAGACGAUAAUAAUCAUGAAUGCAAAAGGCCCAUAGGACAGAAGUGCUCACUAUCAUGUAAAGUUGAAUGCUUGGGAAUCCAUACAGGAGCAUCAUUUAGGUGA